This is a messenger RNA of Daktulosphaira vitifoliae (grape phylloxera), 3205 nucleotides long. RefSeq names its product transportin-3 (gene Tnpo-SR). Gene Ontology annotation, molecular function: small GTPase binding. Lineage: Eukaryota; Metazoa; Arthropoda; Insecta; Hemiptera; Phylloxeridae. The transcript has 17 exons. The coding region runs from base 206 to 3037 and encodes 943 amino acids. Gene Ontology annotation, biological process: protein import into nucleus. Gene Ontology annotation, cellular component: nuclear membrane; cytoplasm. The record is from RefSeq and is a predicted model, not a curated record.
UUUUUAAGUAAAUCAACGCAACUUCAAGAUUGAAGUCCAUCGUCCAGACGAGACUCUAGGCUCCUAAUCUAGGGUUAAGGCAUUAAAUGAGUGCUGGUAUACAUAUUUUAACAAUUUAUUUAAAUUAAAUUAAUUAAAACCUUUAGAAGCUUUUCUCAAUAUUAUGUAAGUAUCAAAAAAAAAAUUUGUAUAAAAUCUACUAGAAAUGGAAGUUUCGCCGCCUAUAGAAACUGUAUAUGAAGCUAUUUAUGCGCUAUAUAAUCAAGGUAAUAAUCCGAGCGAAAAACAGCAAGCUUCCAAUUGGCUAAAUGAAAUGCAAAAAUCUGUUUUUGCAUGGAAAAUUGCUGAUGAACUACUUGCAAGAAAAGUUGAUAAAAACUCAUGUUACUUAGCAGCACAAACAAUGCGUUCAAAACUACAAAAUUCAUUUCAUGAAUUACCUCAAGAUUCGCAUGCAUCAUUAAGAGAUGCGCUACUUAAUCAUUUAUCGAAACUUGAUGAUUCAACAGAAUGUGAAAUAGCUACUCAAUUAUGUGUUGCAUUAGCCCAUCUUGCUCUUCAAAUGGGCUCAUGGAAAAAUGCAGCUGUUGAUAUUGCUUCAAGAUAUAACUCAUUAAAAACAUGUUUUAUUCUUGAAUUGUUGACUGUAUUACCUGAAGAAGUUAAUUCGCGAACAUUACGUUUAGGAGCCAAUCGUAGAUCAGAAAUUUAUACAGAAUUUAGUGAAAAUUUAUCUUCUGUUAACCAACUUCUUGAAAUGUGUUUAAUGUCUGAACCAAAUAAUGAGCGUGUGAAAAUUAGAACUUAUAAAUGUUUUGCAUCUUGGUUAAACAUUAGAAGUAUAUCUCUAUCGCAAGUUUGGAAUAGUAGUGUUCUAUCAAAUGCUUUUAAUGUACUAUGUUGCUGUGAUGGUUCAAAUAUGGUUCAGGAAGCAGCUGCUGAUGCAGUAAUAGCAUUUCUACAAACUUUAGAUGAUAAUAACAAUCAAGAUGAAAUACAAGCUGAAAUUUUAAAUUCAGUCGGAAGAUUAGAACAAGCUUAUAUGCUAUCUGUUACCAAUGAAGACUUAGAUAGAACUGUUAAUUACUGUAGAAUUUUUACUGAGUUGUCAGAAUCAUUAGUAACAACUAUGAUAAAUAAGAGUCUUGGUGCUAACUGUCAUCCACAUUUUACUAUCAAAGCACUAGAUUUAGUUAUUUUAUGUGCAAAUCAUCAUGAUUAUGAGGUUUUAUUAAUAACAUUCAAUCUUUGGUUUCGACUAUCUGAAGAAUUAUACAAAAUACACAAUGACAAUUUAACUGAAUUAUUCAAACCAUAUUUUGAACAAUUAAUUAGUGCAUUAUAUAAACAUUGCAUGAUUGAGACUGACCAUGAAGGGUUAUUAGAUGAAAGUGUAGAAGAAUUUGCAGAUUUUCGUUUGAAAUGUUCAGAUUUAAUUAAAGAUGUAGUUUUCAUUGUUAGUUCAUCAGCUGUUUUUCAACAAAUGUAUAUGUUACUACAAACAGCAUCUACCUCCAAUGUUACUUGGGACCAAAUGGAAGCCGCAUUAUUUAUUAUGCAAGCUAUAGCUAGGAAUAUAUUACCGGAUGAGAAUGAGGUAGUCCCCAAAGUAGUUGAAGCAAUACUAAAUAUGCCUGACACUGUUCAUAUUAAUAUGAGGUACACAUCAGUGAUGCUUUUAGGAGAAUUAUGUGAGUGGAUUUCGCAUGAAAGUCAUUCUGAAUCAUUAGAACCAAUAUUAAACUAUCUACAGUAUUGUUUAAGACAGCAGAAUCUAGCUGCAAUUACUGCUAAAUCAUUACAUAAUAUAUGCACCACUUGUCGUCAUCAUAUGGUGAAGCAUCUUAGUGGUUUAAUUGAAAUUUUAAAAGUAGUUGAUAUGUUGAAUUUACCUAAUGAUGUUGCGAUUGGACUACUAAAAGGUGUUUCUGUUAUUGUUGCUGAAGUACCCGAAGAACAUGUUUACAAAGCAAUUAAAGAAAUUUGUUGGAGACAGUUAAAUCCAUUGCUGACACUUGUAGAGUCUACUACUGAAAAAACUGUUCCUGAAACUAAUACACCAUCAGAUCCUAUUUAUUGGCUUGAUAGAUUAUCAGCAGUUUUAAGACAUUUAGUAACAAAAACUCAUUCUGAAAAAGAUCCAUGUGUUGUUGCUGUAGUAGAGAUGUGGCCAUCUAUGUCGAAAAUAUGUAAUAGAUAUAAAACAGACUUUCGAAUAACGGAACAUUUUUGCCGUUGCCUUAGAUUUAUGAUAAGAUUAGUGAGUCGUUCAACUAUUGCUCUUUUAGCUCCAAUUGCAGAGCAAAUGGCAUUUUUGUACAAAGAGUAUCAUCAUAGUUGUUAUCUAUACAUUGGGUCAAUUUUAGUAGAUGAAUAUGGUUCGAAAUUUGAUAACCCUUUAGUCAUGACCCAGUGUCAUUCAAUUUUACUAGAAAUGAUUGAUGCAUUUAUUGAACCAGCAUUCCGAUUGUUUAGUGAAAAAGAUGGUCUGCGAAACUAUCCUGAUACUGUUGAUGAUUUUUUCCGUUUAGCAUGCAGAUUUAUUCAAAAGCUUCCUAUGCCUUUUCUGCAAUCACCUGUAUUGGAAAGUGUUAUAAGAUGUAGUAUUAUGGCAGUAUCAUUAGACCAUAAAGAAGCAAAUGCUUCUGUAAUGAAAUUCCUAUUAGAUUUGCUUAUAUGUGGCAAAUCAAAAAAAGAUAGUUCAAAUUAUGAGGAACGUAAACAAUAUGUUACCACAAUUGUUAAUUCAAUUGGAGAACAAUUAGUAGAAAAUUUAAUUCAAGCUAGUGUAUUUUCUCUACAAACAUAUAUGCUUCCAGAUGUUAUUGAUGUUAUAGUUGAAUUAAUAGCAUAUGAUAAAGAUCAUACAUUACAAUGGCUAAAUAGAGCUGUAGAGAAAUUGCCAAAGCAAAAUUCUGCUGGUUUAGUUACAGCAACUAAUGAACAGUGUUUACAAUUUUUAAACUCAUUUCAUAAUUAUGAAAAUGAAGGAGAAUUAUGUCGUACUUUGCGAGAAUUUUCAAGAUAUUUUCGGUAGUCAUAACAUAAUAUUUAAUACUAUUAAGCUUUUGUAUUUGCUAUUAUUAUAUAAUUUUUAUUUUUUUUUAAUUUGGACUUGUCUGUUUGAAGUAUGUGUUUAACUUAUAAUGUUUUGGUUCAAUUUUAAAUUGCUUAGUUACUUAUUAAAUUAAAUGUUGACAUUUGA